CCUGAGGAUGAGGGAGGGGUGGACACACUGACUCUGCCCGCCACAAGGAGGGUAACAUGGAACUCGGAGUAGCCCGGCGCUGGUCGUGGUGUCUCGCCUUGUAACGGACUACCAGCUGUCAUGUCAGUUUUAGGAGCUUAUCUGUUAUUGGUGCUGUGCUACAAGGAUGGGAGGAGAGGGACCGCGGGUGUGACGGCUGACGGGCACCUUAUUGCUGAGGGCUCAGCAGACCAGCAUGUUGGUCAACAGGUUCAACAUCAGAACCAGCCUGCAUCAGUCUCCUGGACAGGCCCCGUGUUUGCUCUGAAGGUCCAGGUCAGUGACAUGUUAAGUCGCCAAUCCCUGAGCCUGGCUAGGGUGGAGGUGUAUGUGAACUACACCAGGACUAACUCCGCCCUCACCACCGAGGACGGCGUGGUGAUGCUCAGUGUUCCCUACCAACCGGGGAUGCCUGCCGCCAUAGUGGCCGGCAGAGACCGCUACCUUCCCGCCUCGCUGCUCUGGAAAACUACUAAGAUGCCAAUAUUUACAGCUGUGGCCGUGUCCCUGUUAUCCAGUAACCUGGGCAACAUCUGUUGGUUUGAAGAUUCGGUUCUGAUAACUGGCAAAACAACUGAUGCAUUGCCUCAACCCAGGAUCCACUUCCCCAGGAGUCUCCUUAACCUGACAGACAGCAACCUCUCCUCUGUCUCAGCUCACCUUACAAUGCCUCAGCUGUCGGGUGGGACAGACUGCUACUCCUGCCCCACUGGCCUUCUGCUCAGUAACUCAGGGUACAGCAGUGUUGAGUUGAAGCCCGUAGCUUCGGUCCACGCCCAGCUCCUGUCCAACGGUGGAGAGGUCCCUGUGACUGGACCCAUAGACAUCACUCUUCCCCUGGGGGAGAACCCUGGACUGCGGACCUCCCAAGCCGUGCCAGCCUGGAGUUUUGACCGUAACACUGGUGUCUGGAUGAACAGAGGAACAGGAACAGUAAAGAUGGAGGAGGGGAAGUUGUUUUGGGCCUUCAUUGCUCCUCAUCUGGGCUACUGGAUAGCAGCACCUUUGCCAUCAAAUGGAGGUUAUGUGCAACACACCAACCUCUUGGAAUUCAUCUCCAACCAUAGCGCCUACAUUGUGGCCAUCCUGGGAGGAACACUUUCCUUCAUAGUUGGAGUGUUUGUUGUGAUCCUCUGUUGUCUUAGUGAAAAGAAGGCAACAAGGAUCCACAGCAUCAAAACAGCUGUGUUGCAGAACGACAAAACCACUUCAACACACGACAACCAACUCUGCGCGAUGUCCUCUCAAGGCUUGGCCCAAUCUAACCAUGUAUCCAGCCCACCAUUAACAUCGAGGAGAGAAGAACAACUGAAUGUUUCUGCGUCUUCCAAGCACAGUGCUGACUUCAACAUCUGUGUUGAGGAUGAAGAUGCCUACGGUCCAGAUUUAUCCAGGACUUUGCCGCAGACCCAUCUGUUCGACAGGAGUGACGUUCUGUGGCCCAGGGACAUUGCUGAGCAGUUAAGACUUCCUCUCUGUCUCAAUGAGAGCUUAUUCCUGCAGGACAGGUUGCUCCAAUCCCAAAACCAAACCGUGGCUAUCCUCCACGCCCCAGGGCUUUGGAGCUCACCGGAUCAGCCCUCCCCAGUAUGCCGACCAGCCACCCUGCCCAGAACAGAUAGUGCCCACAACCCUGUGCAGAGACUAUUGGUGGGCUUAGAAAAUCUCAGCCAGACUUUGCCCAGGGACCCUCUGCCCUCUCAGGGGCUAAUGCAGGGGCAUGACAUGGAGGGAAAGCCAGGGGGUCCGGAGGGGGGCCCAUCCACCAUCGAACUUGGGAACCAGGGUCGCAACUACACUAGUCUCCCAGAGUCUGUCUCAGUCCCCAAGAGUCUGAACGAGUCCAGGGUAAGAGGUGGGCACCGACCUCGAGGUGGGCGACCUUUCUCCAGUGAGCUGCUGGACACCGAUUGGAAUUCAGAGCACGCCUUGUCAGAGCCUCGAAGGGCCAAACCCUCUUCCCUCACGCCGCGGGCCUGGUUUGUGUCCCUGGAAGGCAAACCGGCAGCAGAGAUCUGCCGCAACUCUUCUUCAGUCACUGACUCGAAAAGGAGAUGCAAAGCAGAGGGGGAAAGCCGUGACACCAGCCUGGACUCCGGGGUGGAUAUGAACGAGCCCAACAACCAGCCGUCUGGUGUGACGAGGCAGACGACGCUGGUUCGCAGUAACACCUUCGUCAAGAGAACCACAUCGCAUGUCGAGCCCCUCCUUGUCCCCGCUGAUGCAGACCAGCGGGAACAGCUUCAUGGAAGAUCAACCCCCCAUGGGGACCUUCCUGGGGAUAGCAGCGGUUAACUUUAAAACGUGUGGAACAGCUACCAAGUUGAGGCUGGGAACUUGUCCCGUCAGUUUUCUGGGCUAUGUCCAGUUAAGGAAUGUCUAGCUGUCGAUAUAUAAUGUAGGACAAACGUGUCCUUAUGAAAUAAUAUAUCCAUGUGAUUUGUGUCUAUCCACAACAUUUGCUGGGUAUCCAUUUCACCCCUGGGAACAGCAUGAAGACAACGUCAAGAGCCUUGCGUCAUGGAGAGUUCAAGAUGCUCACUAACCUGUGGGGAAAAACACGUGGACUCACUGUGUCAAUAGAUGUUAUCACAGUCCUCUCUGUGUCAAAAGAUGUUAUCACAGUCCUCUCUGUGUCAAUAGAUGUUAUCACAGUCCUCUCUGUGUCAAUAGAUCUUAUCACAGUCCUCUCUGUGCAAUAGAUGUUAUCACAGUCCUCUCUGUGUCAAUAGAUGUUAUCACAGUCCUCUCUGAGUCAAAAUAUGUUAUCACAGUCUUCUCUGUGUCAAUAGAUGUUAUCACAGUCCUCUCUGUGUCAAUAGAUCUUAUCACAGUCCUCUCUGUGCAAUAGAUGUUAUCACAGUCCUCUCUGUGUCAAUAGAUGUUAUCACAGUCCUCUCUGAGUCAAAAUAUGUUAUCACAGUCUUCUCUGUGUCAAUAGAUGUUAUCACAGUCCUCUCUGUGUCAAUAGAUCUUAUCACAGUC
Esox lucius (northern pike) is the source of this 3024-nucleotide messenger RNA. RefSeq names its product protein FAM171B. Bases 121 to 2334 code for a protein of 737 amino acids. Lineage: Eukaryota; Metazoa; Chordata; Actinopteri; Esociformes; Esocidae. The record is from RefSeq and is a predicted model, not a curated record. The transcript is spliced from 8 exons.